Neospora caninum is the source of this 435-nucleotide messenger RNA. RefSeq lists its product as hypothetical. The coding region runs from base 1 to 435 and encodes 144 amino acids. The transcript has 2 exons. Lineage: Eukaryota; Apicomplexa; Conoidasida; Eucoccidiorida; Sarcocystidae. The record is from RefSeq and is a predicted model, not a curated record.
AUGGGCAAGGGGACCGAGUGGCAGCGAAACAAAGUCCGAGUGUUCCAGCUGUGGCUCUCCCAGGUGUUGCAGUUUCCUUGGCUUCACUACAACAUGCCACAACGGUGUGUCUUUGAAGUCAUCAUGGUGACGAACGAGUGCGCUCCGAACACGUUUGCACCUGUCGGAGGCAGUAGAUUGCAAGAGGCCCACUUGGCGCUGGCUGGUUACUCUCAAAUUCUGUUCCUUCAUCAGCCGACGUGGAACUCACUUCGAUCUGAGGAGUGCCGAGUACGGUUCGUCGCGAUUCUCCUACAGCGACUCUGUCGUGGACUACACCUGGCGGUAGAUGGCACGGCAUUUGAGAGGGCCACGGCAGAAGCGCAGGAUACGCGCAAUGUGGUUGCAGCAGACAAAAAAUUGGCCUCCUCUGAUGAUGGGAAGAUCUGCUCAUAG